AUGUCGCCAAGCACAUUGCACCUGGCAACGCAGCACCACACACAUCAUCACAAGCAUGACAGCCCCGUAUUCGACCUGGCCAUGCCCCCAGCCGAAGCAAUCAAACUAUUAGCAGCCUACCUUACUCAAAUCUGCGCAGACCAUAAGGCCCCUCCGACAGCGACUGUCACCAGAUUCCAUACAAGAUCUAUACCAAACAUUGAUAUAUACGGCUACCUAGUCAGAAUCCUAAAGUAUGCACCAUGUGGAACAGACUGCUUCCUCGCCGUCCUCAUAUACUUAAACCGAAUGGCACAUCCAGAUGCUAAAGGCUUAGGGCCGCCGAUACCACGCGAUAUUGCUAAAUCCUAUAAGCACCCUGAAGAUGUGCCUAGCAGGACACGGCUACCUCUCGCCAUAACUAAUCAUAGCAUACAUCGCUUGUUGAUUUCUUCCACUAUGGUCGCAGUCAAGUUUUUGUCGGAUGUGUUUUUUACUAAUGUGCAUAUAUCCAGGGUUGGAGGAUUACCAGUAAACGAACUAAACGCCCUCGAAGUCGAAAUCCUAAUGCUUAACGGCUUCAACCUCUCCGUAACAACCGAAGAAUUGCAAGAAUGUGGAAACCUCCUUCUCAGACAUAGCAUGAAGGCAAUCGCACUAGACGAAGCUCUCAAGAGUAAAUUGUUCAUAUCUAGAUCACCGCCUACACACCAUUCAUCCGAUUCUACGAAAAUUGUAAUGAAUCACCAUGCUCAGGAACAUGAAAAUGACGGAGAUGAAACACCGCCUGGUGAAUGGGAUGAAGACGAUGAGCUUGAAGAGUCGGCUAGAAGUGAUGCUGGUGAAGAAUAUGAGGACGGAGGGGAGGAGGAAGACGAGGAUGAUGGGAGAGUUAAUGUCGAUGAAGCUAAGCGGGAUGCUAGCCAUGAUUCUGCAAGUAGUGGAGAUAGUACGAGCAGUAGUAGUAAGGCUAGUAGUACUGCCAGUGUGCCGAACUCGUAG
Molecule: messenger RNA, 981 nt
Organism: Synchytrium microbalum
Lineage: Eukaryota; Fungi; Chytridiomycota; Chytridiomycetes; Synchytriales; Synchytriaceae
Exons: 4
Coding region: 1-981 (326 amino acids)
Biological process (GO): regulation of cyclin-dependent protein serine/threonine kinase activity
Cellular component (GO): nucleus; cyclin-dependent protein kinase holoenzyme complex
Molecular function (GO): protein kinase binding; cyclin-dependent protein serine/threonine kinase regulator activity
Source: RefSeq, a predicted model, not a curated record